Molecule: messenger RNA, 1148 nt
Organism: Pararge aegeria (speckled wood butterfly)
Lineage: Eukaryota; Metazoa; Arthropoda; Insecta; Lepidoptera; Nymphalidae
Gene: hJHBP
Product: juvenile hormone-binding protein-like
Exons: 5
Coding region: 116-841 (241 amino acids)
Source: RefSeq, a predicted model, not a curated record
UUAGAGCGAUAUUUGCACUGGCAUAAUCUUCACGUAUAUAAAAUUGUCGUGGCCGGAGAGUUAUAGUUUUAGUUUGGCCUUAGAUGUCUGAGACGACUGUUUGAUUGGCUACAAUAUGGUUCGCUUGAGUGCUUUUUUAUUACUUUUUUAUUCUGCAAGUGUUCUUACUGAUGGAGGUUCACUACUCACACCAUGCAAAGUGGAUGAUACAGAGUGCCUAAGUAAAACAACUCAGCAAUUUCUGGAGAAGACAUGCCAAGGUAUACCGGAAUAUGACAUAAAACCAAUUGAUCCGCUGUUCAUUCCUGACUUGGAUAUCGUAGUUGGUGACGAUUUAGAAACAAAAUUACACUACAAGAACCUAACAAUAACCGGACUGAAGAACCAGCAGUUCUCGGAUAUGAAGAUGGACACUGAGGCUAAAUCGGUUGUGUUGCAAACGAGAGCAGAUCUUAAUAUAAUCGGAACCGUUAUAGUAGAGCUGAGCAAAAUACACAAGUCAAUCACAGGGUCCUAUACUCUCAAGGGAACUGCAUUGGGGACGUCUCGUUAUGGCUAUGGUUUUAGGACUGAUGAUAAAGGAAUUGAACAUUAUGAAGUUGGCCCAGAAACAAUUUCCUGUCAAACUGUCAAUGAGCCAGAGGUAACACUUGGACCAGAGUUAAGAGAAGCAAUAGAACAAGAUGAUAGCCUAAAGGAAAAGAAAGAAAAUUUCAAAAAAAAAGAGCUACAAAAGUUAGUUUUCUGCAAGAUGGUUGAGAAAGCCUACGUGACAGUCGUCCAUAAUAUCAGAGCCGCCGCAAAAAUUUUGCCAAAAAGUGCAUUCUUGGAUGGAGUUUAAUUAUUAACUUCUUAUAUGAUUAUGACCCACAGCCCCAAAAAAAACUUAUUUCUAAGUGUCACACGAAUGUAUAACCAAAAAUAAAUUUAAGAUGAGGUAUAUAUCUACGUUUAAAUAGCCCUGAUAUUUUAUAUUAUAUCGUGUAUAUUUAUCUUUACAAUCCCUUGAUUGUUAAAGACCGAAUAAGAUGUAAGCCAUUUUUAUAUGUUUUCCGUCACAACAUGACGAUUUACGAACCUGCUGCUGCUGCUGAAGGGAUGGAGAGUUUGUUAUAUUUAAAUGGCAAUAAUAAAAAUUCACAUUUUCA